Cynoglossus semilaevis (tongue sole) is the source of this 7134-nucleotide messenger RNA. RefSeq names its product neuroligin 3a (gene nlgn3a). The transcript is spliced from 8 exons. Gene Ontology annotation, cellular component: membrane. Gene Ontology annotation, molecular function: neurexin family protein binding. Lineage: Eukaryota; Metazoa; Chordata; Actinopteri; Pleuronectiformes; Cynoglossidae. Bases 1084 to 3642 code for a protein of 852 amino acids. The record is from RefSeq and is a predicted model, not a curated record.
GAUCAGCUUGAAACUUAAUUCCUCCCAAACCUGUGUAGCUUAAUAAGAUUUUAAAUCGCCUGUUUAGAAUUUAGGGAACCAUUCCAGCUCUUCUCUUUAUUCUCCCAGCUUACUUAAACGUCCUUCUCUCUUCUCUUAACCUUGUAUCAACUCGGUAAGGAUCGUUUGUAGAUUUUUCCGCCCUAUUUGCAGGGAAACUAAUACCUAUGGAUUUCAGAACCCCCUCCAGGGACUCCAGGCCAUACCAGGAUGAUGAUUCCAGGGGAUGAUAUAUAGUGUUUUUGUGAUAUGGACACUAAAGUCUGGCACAUCAUUGAAAUAUUAAAAACGCCCAUUUUGGCUGAGCUGUCAAAGAAGGUAGAGGAGAAGGGCAGAGCAUAUUCGCAGGGCAUAAAUCCUCUCUGCUGCCUUUCAUGUGGGAUGCGUGUGCCCUUGGUUACCUAGUAACUCUUCUCCGUCUCCAAUCGGCGCGCCCGAAUGUGGCUGCGGGAACGCGCUGCGCGCACCCGCGAAGCUCGUGUUGAGUCCGGGAGUCACGGCAGAAGCAUCCAAACGCGCUAGGAGGAGGAGGAGGAGAGCUACCAGCUUGAGAAAACAGAUAACAUUUAAAUAAAUAAUAAUAAUAAAAAAAAUAAAAUAAUAAACAACAUGAGGAAAAAGCAGUGACAUGACAGCGGAGGGGACAUAAUGACAGCCGUCGCUUUAUAGGAAGGUCACUCCCGAAAAAGCCAAGCAGUUCGCGGGGUAAAGGGAUAUUUGGAGUAUUUCUUCCCGGCUGUGAGUGAAGAUCCCGACACAGUCAGCCCUGUUCCGGCUUUUUAUUUCACGAAACUCGGCAUGGGGACUCGGCGAGGCAGCAAUCGUUAGAAGAUCUAACGAACGGGACAAGGACGUUGACACAGAGAGGAAGUGCAUCCCUGCUUUUCCUGGACUGUAGGCUCGGAGGCUCGGGUAUCUCAGCUGAUGACUUUUCCUGGACUUUAGGGCUGAGUGGGGAAGCCUGUGUUUUGUUUUUUGUUUUUGCUGAGGGGCUGCCCCCGCUUGUAUGUUGGUCACUUGCAGUUGUGCUCGCUCACAAGGACCAUGUGGUUUCCACCAAGGAGAAGUCAUCUCCCCUCUCAGAACUGGAGCAGUGGCCUCAGUUGCACCACCUUCGGCUUGUCCUUGUGGGUUUUGAGUUUUUGCUGGUCCUUUGGAGCGUUGAGAGGACAGAGCUACCACCCGACUGUGAACACACAGUAUGGGAAACUACGAGGGGUGAGGGUGCCACUGCCCAACGAGUUCCUGGGGCCGGUGGAUCAGUACCUAGGAGUUCCCUAUGCUGCCCCUCCAGUGGGAGAGAAACGCUUCAUGCCUCCUGAGCCUCCUUCCUCCUGGUCAGGGAUCAAGAACGCCACCCACUUUGCACCGGUCUGCCCCCAAAAUAUUCACAAUGCCGUGCCAGAGAUCAUGAUGCCCAUAUGGUACACCUUCAAUCUGGAUAUAGUUACCACGUACAUACAGGAUCAACACGAGGAUUGUCUUUAUUUAAACAUCUACGUUCCAACCGAGGAUGUCAAAAGAAUAUCCAAGGAAUGUGCCAGGAAACCCAACAAGAAAAUGUGUAGAAAAGGAGGGGUCCAUGCAAAAAAACAGGGCGAGGAUUUUUCGGAUAAUGACGGUGAUGAAGAUGAAGACAUACGAGACACCGGUGCCAAGCCCGUGAUGGUCUACAUCCAUGGAGGAUCCUACAUGGAGGGGACCGGCAACAUGAUUGAUGGGAGCGUCCUGGCCAGCUACGGAAAUGUCAUCGUUAUCACUCUCAACUAUCGCGUCGGAGUCCUCGGAUUCCUCAGCACCGGUGACCAGGCUGCCAAAGGGAACUACGGACUCCUGGACCAGAUCCAGGCCCUGAGGUGGAUCAGCGAGAACAUCGGCUUCUUCGGUGGAGACUCCAACCGCAUCACUGUGUUCGGUUCUGGGAUUGGAGCCUCUUGUGUCAGCCUGCUCACCCUCUCCCAUCACUCUGAAGGUUUGUUCCACAGAGCCAUCAUUCAGAGCGGCUCUGCCCUCUCCAGCUGGGCGGUCAACUACCAGCCGGUCAAGUACACUCGUCUCCUGGCAGAGAAGGUGGGCUGCAAUGUCCUGGACACCUUAGACAUGGUGGACUGUCUGAGGAAGAAGAGCUCCAGAGAGCUGGUGGAGCAGGACAUACAGCCGGCGAGGUACCAUGUGGCGUUUGGGCCUGUAAUUGAUGGCGAUGUCAUUCCGGACGACCCUGAGAUCCUGAUGGAGCAGGGAGAGUUCCUCAACUAUGACAUCAUGCUAGGGGUCAACCAGGGCGAGGGCCUGCGGUUCGUGGAGAAUGUUGUGGAUUCGGAGGACGGCGUCUCUGGAAAUGACUUUGACUUCUCCGUCUCGGACUUUGUGGACAGUCUGUACGGGUACCCCGAGGGCAAGGACACGCUGAGGGAGACCAUCAAGUUCAUGUACACAGACUGGGCAGACAGGGACAAUCCGGAGACCAGGCGCAAAACCCUGGUGGCCCUGUUCACCGAUCACCAGUGGGUGGAGCCGUCAGUGGUGACGGCUGAUCUGCACGCACGCUACGGCUCUCCCACCUACUUCUACGCCUUCUACCACCACUGCCAGAGCCUGAUGAAGCCCGCCUGGUCGGACACCGCCCACGGGGAUGAAGUGCCAUACGUUUUUGGAAUUCCAAUGAUUGGUCCGACCGACCUUUUCCCCUGUAAUUAUUCGAAGAACGACUUCAUUGUCAGCGCUGUGGUGAUGACCUACUGGACUAACUUCGCCAAGAGCGGGGAUCCCAACAAGCCGGUUCCUCAAGACACCAAGUUCCUCCACACCAAGGCGAACCGCUUCGAGGAGGUGGCCUGGUCCAAGUACAACCCCCAGGACCAGCUGUACCUGCACAUCGGCCUGAAGCCGCGGGUGCGCGACCACUACCGCGCCACCAAAGUGGCCUUCUGGAAACACCUGGUGCCCCACCUGUACAACCUCCACGACAUGUUCCACUACACCUCCACCACCACCAAAGUGCCCCCCCCAGAGACCACGCAGAACACCCUGUCCACCAAGAGGCCCAACGGGAAAACCUCCUGGCCACUGAACACCAAGCGUCCACCCAUGUCCCCGGCCUACAACAGCGAGAACGAAGACGUGACGGGCCCCCUGGUGGUGGAGAAUCCACGGGAUUAUUCCACCGAGCUCAGUGUCACCAUCGCCGUCGGAGCGUCGCUCCUCUUCCUCAACGUGUUGGCCUUCGCCGCCCUCUACUACAGGAAGGACAAGCGGCGGCAGGACUCUGGUCACGGCCAGCCCAGCCCUCAGCGCCAGACCACCUCCAACGACAUCGGCCACCACGCCCCCGAGGAGGAGAUCAUGUCGCUGCAGAUGAACCAGACGCACCACGAGUGCGAGGCGGGAAACAGCAACGAAGGAGCGCUACGCUUGGCCUCGCUGCCCGACUACACGCUCACCCUGCGACGCUCUCCGGACGACAUCCCCCUCAUGACCCCCAACACCAUCACCAUGAUCCCCAACUCGCUGGUGGGCAUGCCGAAUCUGCACCCUUACAACACCUUCACGACCGGCUUCAACUCCACCGGCCUGCCACACUCCCACUCCACCACCCGUGUAUAGCUUUAGGAGGCGGCCAGUGUAGGCAGCAAGGGGGCGGGAGGGGAGUGGAGGUGGCGGAGGAAGAGCCAGCAGAUGAACAAACGGAGGAGAGGAUUGUGUUUUAUAAAUAUCACAGGGAUGGGGAGGGGAAGGGCAAGAGUGGGAUUAAAAUAUGAAGAGAUUUAACUAGACUUAUACAAUGAGGAGAGUUGCUGAGAGCUCUCUUUGGAUGUCAAGAUGUGCAGAGCUGCCAAAAUCAAACUGCUUCCCUUCUUCUGACUGGGGAGGGGGUAUCUUUCUGCAGUGUGUGUGUGUGUGUGUUUUUUUUUUCUAAAAUAAUCAUUUUAAAAGCCUUUUUAAGCAAACCGAGGACAUAUCGACACCCUUUUUUCCUUGAAUUCAUAACAGUAAUAAAGAAAAGUGCUUUUUAUUUCCCUCUCCUCGCUCCUGUGAGACACAUCCCGAACAAUAGCAUCGACGUCAAUAUUCGCAAAAAUGUUUUUAAUUGCUUCUUUUUUUGUUUUUACGUGUCAUUGCCUUACAAAGCUUGUUCUUUUUUUUUUUUUUUUUUCUAUUUUUUGUCAUUAUUUCUAUUCCCUAAGACUAUUCCGAGUGGAGCGGAUGAGACUCACAGAAACAGAGAGACUGGAUCUAGGAUGGGAACCUAGAGAAUCGAGGUUUUUAAACUCUUUUCUUCUUUCAGUCGCCACUCCAACGGCAUUUUAAUUUCUUUGUUUAGCUCAAAUGAGGAGGAUUUGUGUGCGACGGCGCUCGCUGAGAGGAGGCAGAGAUAAAUAAUAUGUUACUGUGAUUGUUUUAUUAAGGGGGGAAAAAAGUGCAUCUUUUGCAGCCAAUUUAUCUGUUAAGCUAUCUGAUACUCCGAUAUUAUCUCCACACGGUGUGCACGUACACAUGCUGCUGACAGCGCCCGUAUGUCUGUGUGCAUGAGGACUUGAAGGAAGAGACACAUUCUGGGGACGUGCAAGGAAGCAAUAGUGUGAAAGUGUGUGUGUGUGUGGGUGUGUGUGCAUGUGUGUGUGCACCGGGGUUUUUUUUGUUGUUGUUGUAUAAUGGGGGCGGGGGUUUAAAAGAGUGUGGGCUGGGUAAAAGGGUACCUUCUCAUGUCGUUGGUUUUUUUUUUUUUUUUUGGCUUCAUCACCAGUAGUGUUUCUGCUGCGUCUCUGGGUGUCUGUCUUUGCGGUAAAAAAAAAAAUCUCUUCUGUUAUUUUUAAAGGUUCUAUAUGUCUAAUUUCGCUUAAAGAUUAAAGAAUAAAUCUAUUAUUUUAUGUGUAAGAGUUAAAAAAAAAGAAAACGAGAGAGGGCACACGCGCAAGAGAGAGAGAGAGAGAGAGAGAGAGAGAGAGAGAGAGCUAAAGUUGCAGCUGAACUAAUCGACAUGAUUCCAUUGACUUUGUAAGAGUUCCUCUCCUGAGGCGGACUGUGGCCUGUCUGCACUGAGCCCACCUGCGUCAGUGCACACUUGUAUUUCUUUGAAAAUAUAUAUAUAUAUAUAUAAAUAUGGGUAUACAUACAUAUAUGUAUAGGGCUUCUACGGCGGUUGGUCUCAGUUAGUGCAGAAUCGAACCCCGCGUUCACACUCAAAGACGGCGACACACGGCGAGAUUCUGUGAACUGUUGUCAUUUGGAACAUCCCGAACCAGAACCGCUGCCCCCCGGUGUCUCUCGGUUGUAAGAGCUCUAUAUUUAUAUUUAUGUAUAAAAAUAUUUACUAUUUAUUUAUGUAUACCAGAUGCAUACAUGCUGAUUGUGCCAUGUGCCAAAUUAAAACUGUAAGAAAAAAAAACAAAACAUGAAACAUCAAGUUUCACUAAACUUUUUCUUCCCUUGAACUUUUUUUUUUAUUUUUUAAAUCUCUUCCUUUUUUUAAAUCUUUUAUAAAGUUAUGGUUUUCAUUUAAAACGUAUAUAAAAAAAACACCAUUUUGCAGAAUGCUAGGCAUCCAUCAGAACUCCUCUUAUUUCUCUCGCUGAAACCUUUGAGGAAAAACAGGCUAACAGCUCGGGGCCCAGCGUACACAACUCCAGGUUUUUACUGUAAUUCAUGCAAAGUAACGUCGCAGCGCGGGGAUAUUGUGCAGAGAUUGUCUUGAUGUACUCACAUUGCAUCCUAUUAUGCGUUAUUCCCCGGGAGGAGUCGGAGUUAUUGAUGCUGCGAGUAAAACUGACAAUUUUAAUGAAGUAUGGAGGCACACCACAGACGUUCUGCUGCAUUACAGUGAAGUGCAGUCAUGUGACCUGAGCAGUGAUCCUGGAUGUUGCAAUUCUCAGACAUUUCAUGCACACACACCUCAACACUGUCUGCCAAGCAUCCCAUUACAACGUCCCGCAGUAUUUAAUGAUUUGAGGUGCAGCCGAGUGAAAACCACAGUCUGGUCAGCCCGACGCUGAACCUGCCAGUGGCAUCAAAAGAAGACGGGGGAGACGGGGGGAGGUGGGGUUAUAUGAGGGGACUGGGCCACAUGAGUCAUACUCUUACUGCUGUAUUAGCUCUGCGUACCGAGUCGACAUCUUCCAUGGAGUCACAACCACUAAAGAAAUAAACAUUUGACUUAAAGCUGGAAAAACCACAUGCACUCAAGUCAAAAAGACAAUUGUUGGAUGGAUUUUCCUAACUUUUCAAGAGCCAUCUUCAUAAUUCUUAUGGAGGGAUGGAGAAUGGAUUAUAUUAUAUAUAAAAUGACGCUAUAUAUAAAACUGCACCUUGUGCUCUGUAUUAACGCCCAUUGUUUUAUGUGUUUACAAAUAGAGUCUAUACAUUUGUAUUUUCAUUUUAAAUGUUGAAAUAUGAAAAAAAAGAUCUAACGCUUUAUGACCCACUCGCAGUACCUUAAAGAUCCACUAGAGCAGGUCAUUUCUUUCUUCAUUUAAAGAUACAGUCCACCGUACUGUCCAGUACCAGCCGACCAGAGUUUGAUACAAAAAAAGGUUGGGAACUGCUGCUCCUACAGAGGUCACUGACCUCCUGUGACGGACUUAUGACUGAAUCCACAGCACGAUCAUGUCAUCAUUUAUACUAUCAUGAUUGUGUGUUAAAGACACUCAAAGUAAGAAUUAUUAACUACAAAGGAGGAGAAGUGGACAGGUUUGAAAAACAAAGUCAGAAAUUGUGGGUGACCUCUUGACCUCCAGGUCCUAAUGCAGGGUAUUUACCACAGCCACAGAAGAAGGAGGUCUGUUUUUCCAACUUUAUCUACGAUUGCAGCAGCAACUUUUGCUAAUUCUCCAUAUGAAUUUUAUAGUUAUGGCCAAAGCCCCCCCCCCCCCCCCUCACCCCCCAGGCAGCCUAUCACAAAAAUCUAGUUCUGGUCUUUUCCUCUUUCUUUCUGCCUCUAAUCCAUUUGCAGCAGCAGGAGGUCAUUUUCUGUUGGUCAUUCCAACAGACACAGCAGCACUGGGCUAAAAAUUGAGUGGUGGAGCUGAGAGUGAGCCAUCAAAGGGGGGAAAUAUCAGGGGAUGCUGACCUAUUUCUGCAGUGUAACUUUCCCGUGCGCCG